This is a messenger RNA of Limanda limanda (common dab), 2813 nucleotides long. Its product is annotated as wu:fc23c09. The coding region runs from base 45 to 2705 and encodes 886 amino acids. The record is from RefSeq and is a predicted model, not a curated record. Gene Ontology annotation, molecular function: protein binding. NCBI's taxonomy places the organism in Eukaryota, Metazoa, Chordata, Actinopteri, Pleuronectiformes, Pleuronectidae. The transcript is spliced from 4 exons.
ACAAAUGCAAGAACUCUGCUCUGACACAUAAGGAGGCCAAACUCAUGGCAGAUAAAAUGGAAGCACUCUUACUCCUGCUCAUGCUCUUCACAGUACCUGGAUAUUCAUAUGUUCUGCAGCCAAAAUCGACCAUGACACAGAUCUCUGGGCUGGACAGACACCACCAGUCUGAGUUGAGGGGCAUUUUUAUAUCGCCAGAGGAGAGAGGAAACGGGGGAAAGGGGGAACAGAGGAGUGAAGAAGCGAGUCCAGAGACAAACCCCGUGAGGACGCCUGUCGAGAGGGAAACGCCUGUGGAGGAGAGAGGAGAAGAUGGGCUGAAAAUGGACAGAUACCAUGGAUAUGAGAAAGUAAUCCAGGAGAGGCAGAAUGCCCCAAAGUCAAACCCCAAAAACUGGUUACAAAUGAAAAGUCAUAACACAGGGACACAAGAAAAAGAUUCAUAUGAUAACACAGAUGUGAAAUUUAAGCAAAUGGAGAAGCUGAGACAAGAAAUGGUUGAAGAGGAGAGAAAAAGCAGGCUGGUUGCAGGGAUUAGUGAUUAUUAUGACAGAAGAGGAGACGCUCCUGAGGAUGAAAAGAUAAUUACAGCAGAGAAAGGAGGAAACGAGGAAAGAGAAGAACAGGGGGAGGACAUUAAUAAUGCAAAGGAUGAUGAAUGGAAGGAAAGACAAAGGGAAGAUCACAUACUAGUUCCUCUGUUAAGAACAGCCCCUGCACAAGUGGAAUCAGUGUCUGCAGCAAUUAACACUCUGACUCAAAUUCCUCCUCGUCGUAAUCAUCAUAAUCUCUCUCCACUAUUUCCGGUUACACCCACACUGGUUCCUCCUCUCUCUUCUCUCCCUUCCACCCCUUGCGCAAAAGCUAGUCCCCAAAUCUUUCCUGCUGACGUCUUUAUUCACAAUCCCUCGGCCUCUGUGGUCCCUGGCGAGGUGAGGUUUGUCUCGCCGGUUGAAGAUCUCCUCUUUGAGGAGAUAAUAACUCCUGGAUAUCAUCUCAAGCAGAAUCAGGAAGUGAAGGCUGGUCCAAAUGUAGAGGAUAAAACGGAAAAACAUGUGUGGCCAGAACCUGCACAGAAGGAAGCACAAGAAAUACACACUGUCGUUCAACCAGAGAGUGAAAUUACUCCCAGUGUGCAAGAAGCAACACCGAAACCCAAGGAAGCAGAGUUUAUAACCAGAGAUCUAAGCACAAAAGAACCGGAUCCUACACCAAAGGCAAAUGAAAACAUAUCCACAGCUGAACUGGUCAACUUUACACAUAAACCAAACAUGACACAGGCCACAGGCAAACCAGGAUCAGAUAAACUGACGGAAAAUGACACCAAACUCGCAGUGAAGCAAAAUAAAUCGUCUCUUUCCAGACCACCAGUUGCCGAACCUUCAGCCAGACCACAGCUGGCAAAUGCCAGGACACCUUCGACGAGGCCAAAGAAAAUCAACAGAAGCAGCAAAAAUAAGACGGUUAGAAAGUCCAAGGACAAAAAAAGAAAAAACAAUAAGUCCAACAAAAACCCAUCUGAGAGGAAGAAGAAGGUCACAGCGCCAACGCCCUUUCCUUACUUUUUAGAUAACUACUGUCCACCUGAGUGUGCCUGCUAUGGAAGAGUGGUUCAGUGCUCAGAUAAAGGUGUGGACAAAGUUCCUUACGGCAUUCCCUAUAACGCCCGCUACGUCCUCCUCAUGAAUAACCACAUCGACAGCAUCCAGUUGGACCUUCUCAAAGAAUACGUCUCGAUGGAGUUCCUUGUGUUGAGCAACAAUCGGCUCACGGACGGCGCCGUAGAAGGCGCGUUCGAGGGAAUCCCAGCUCUGAAACGCCUCUAUCUGGACAGGAACCUCCUAGAAAGCAUUCCAACAGACCUUCCAUUUUCUCUUGAGGAGCUCCGUCUGGACAAUAACCAUGUUGGGGUGAUGUCUGAGGACGCCUGGGCCCGCUGCCCCGGCCUCUUGGUUGUGAGCCUCAGCAACAACAGCCUGGGGAACGGAUCUGACUCUCUUGCUAAGGCAGUGCUCUCUCCUCUGUCCAACCUGCGCACUCUGAACCUGAAUCACAACCAGCUGACAUUGGUCCCCAUGGGUUUACCGCUGUCCAUCAAGGAGCUGUAUCUCAAGGGGAAUCUCAUUGAGCAGUUCCGGGCAGGAGCCUUCAAUGGAAUAUCAGAGCUGGUGGUGUUGGAUCUGAGUGCAAACAGAUUGACAAACAAAGGUCUUCUCAGGGAGUCCCUCCUAAACACAACUCACCUGGAAAGCCUCAACCUGGAAGGGAACCGACUCAAGCAGGUGCCACGUCACCUUCCCCGCUCACUCAAAACUCUGAAUCUGGAGGGAAACCUCAUAUCUUCCAUAAAGAAAGCCGCUUUCAGCACCGUGAGAAACCUGGAACACCUGGGAUUGGCUCGGAACAAGAUCUUCAAAGUUGCAAUAGGUGCUUUCAGGAUGUUGGCUGUCCUGCACCAGUUAGACCUGUGCCACAACACCUUGCGCCAAGUGCCCAGACAGCUGCCGCAGGGUUUGCACUCGGUCGCACUGACACACAACAAGAUUCAGUCUGUGCCCCGUGACGCUUUCUGCUGGGGCAAUAAAAGUCUGAGUCCCAGCAGGCUCGUACAAGUGCAGCUGGAACACAACUUAUUUGACAUGGGCAAGUUGGAUGCACAGGCUUUUAGAUGUUUACGUGGAUUCCAGGUGGUGCACUUCUACUGAGCCACUGACAGAUGCAAGAUACACAAGAGGAUUAUAAAAACACUUCGAUUUACACCUGUACUUUUCAAGCUUUAUCCCUUUCAUGUGCCAGAUACCAAUGAAACUUAC